AUGAACACUUCACUCUUCGUUCUCCUAGUUAUAUUUUGCGACGUAGUUGAGUGCAUCAAAGUGCAGUCGAGCAUUGCCAAUCUUGUGGAUGACAUCAUUACCCAACUGACGCGUUCUGAACCUGGCAGCCAUGACGUGGUCCUCGCAGGUCUAAAAGAUCCGAUUCUGGAAGACGCCUUUCAAUCACUUUCCUCAAGAAGUGAAGUAACGUUCCAAUUCCUUCAAAGUGGGAUUUUUGCUGAAUCCACAUCGGGAAAGAAAAUCUCACUCCUUUUUGUGGAUUGUGCGGACAUGACGAAUUUGGUACAACUCAAUGUUUUGAUGAAGAAAAUGGCAAAAUGUGGCAUGUGGCAGUCAAAAACUAAAGUUGUAGUUUUUAUGCGAAAAGCUCGAUCAAAUUUGAUGAAAAGUUAUCAAAAAAAUUUGUCAUUGUAUGGCACUACGAGUGCUUUAUUCGUUGAAAUUGAGGAUUUUUCGGUUCGUUACUUUAUGAUGAAAAUCUUUGACAAGACUAUCAAAUCAGUCAAGACACCUAUAAAUGCUUUGUUUGCUUCAAGUUUUCGCAAUUUGAUGCAAUAUGAGUUUAAGAUUCGCAUAAAUCCUGCAAUUCCUUUUCAUCAUUACGUUAGUGAGCACCGUGCGCUUGGUAUUGAUGUCGAAAUCGUGGAAAUAAUCGUCAAACACCUGAACGGAUUUGUAAAAUAUUAUAUGUUAUAUCCAGAUAUAAAUGUUCAAAAUCAACAAUUUGAUUUGUCAUUACAAUAUUUAAGAAACCUCGAACACGUCGAUCACGUGUUUCUGCCAAAUCAAGAGCAAGUUUGUAUAACUGUACCAAAGAAGCAUAACAGAGUAAUGUUUAUUCAAUUAUUUAGACCAUUCAGUGGCGAAGUUUGGAUUUUUGUUGUGACUGUUGCGUGUUAUCAUUUAAUAUUUCAAAAUCAUGUGACUCGUCUGAUUAAAAAACGACUUUCAAGCAGAUUUCAAAUAAUACAACCAACUUUGAACAUAUUCUGCAAACAUCAUGUUAGAUUUUUCAUUGUGACAACACAAAUUUUAAACUUCAUUUUGAUUGAGGCAUAUCUAGCUAAAGUUAUAACAUUUCUUACAACUAUGCAAUAUGAACCAAAUCCACGCACAUUAACUGACUUGGAUCUUCGCCGACAAUCAUUUAUCGUCAACCAACAAGAAGCCUAUAUUCUAAGCAACUACCCAAAUUUGAAGUUGGUACACUAUUCAAACAAAAAUCCGGAUUUCUUCGAAAAAUAUGCAACGGUGGUGUACUGUAAAAUAGCUGAAUACUGGUGCCACAGUAAAGUGAAUUACAAUCCGGAGACCAACGAUCAAAAAGCUUUCAUUUUGGACGAACGGCCAGCAUCCGUGAUGAAUUUUUACUCAUUUCGUAAAUUCAGUCCAUUUUCCGAGCUGUUCCAGGAUUACAUCAACCAAUUGGCGGACACGGGAAUCUGGAGUAAGAUCUACAAUCAGUGGUCCACCUCGCUGGGCCAGUUUGAAACGUUUCUCGAGAAUAAUGAUCGUUUGAUUACAUUUGACGAUAUGGUAUCGCUUUGGGUUGUUACUACUGUAGCUUAUUUAAUUUGCAUUUGUGUUUUUAUUUGUGAAUUAAUUCUAACAAAUAUGAAAAAGAAAGAGCAAACUGUGACAAAAUUGAUUUCAAAGUUUGAAUGUAAAAUAUAAAUGUUUAGUUUUAUCUUGAUAACUUUCAAAAAUCAUUUCAAAACAGUAAUCAUGCUUAAUUGAAUAACGUCAUAUUUUAAUACCUGCUAUGUAUGAAAAAGUAAAGUUUAGAUUUAAGUAAAAAGACAUAUAUGCAAAGAGAAACCUAAGGCAUAAAGAUAAAAAAAAAACAGAAUUUUCGCUAAACGAAGACAACACUGCAAAAUAGAACAAAUGAUUUCAAUCGUCUUAAAUUAAUAGUCUCCAAACCACAUAACCUAAUUAAAAAAGUUUCUCAUGAUUGAAAAACUAUAAAUCAAUUUCCAUCAAAAACCUCACUUUCCAAGAGAACAUUCAAGUUGACCAAAAUCAUGUUUUACUACUUACUUAAAAUAUUUCUGUUGUCUUGUUUUUAGUUUUGAGGAGGCAAAUAUAUUUCAAAAACUUCUUAACAUAAUGUAUUUUCACUAACGAUGUCCACACGAGCAACAACCAAAGUAGAUUUCAAUAACUUUUGCAAUAAACACCAAAAAACUUCAAAAAUGUCUAACGCCAAUGCUCCGUUCUAAAAAGUACUGCUCAAACUAAUUCUGGUAAAAUUUUCUAAACGUCGCAACUCUCUAUUUCAAAUGCCUUUUUAUGAUUUAUCUUAGGGAAUACCGGCAUAAAUGUAUGCUGUAGGUCGAGCAGCUAUAAAAAAAACUGUUGAUAAGAUUUCUGCCUAAUAUGAGUCAGCACAAUGUUUUCAUGCUGAAGCGAAUAUUUGUAUAUAUAAAUGUA
Culex pipiens pallens (northern house mosquito) is the source of this 2454-nucleotide messenger RNA. RefSeq lists its product as uncharacterized. Bases 1 to 1695 code for a protein of 564 amino acids. Lineage: Eukaryota; Metazoa; Arthropoda; Insecta; Diptera; Culicidae. The record is from RefSeq and is a predicted model, not a curated record. The transcript has a single exon.